Brassica napus (rape) is the source of this 444-nucleotide messenger RNA. RefSeq lists its product as uncharacterized. The record is from RefSeq and is a predicted model, not a curated record. The transcript is spliced from 2 exons. The coding region runs from base 1 to 444 and encodes 147 amino acids. NCBI's taxonomy places the organism in Eukaryota, Viridiplantae, Streptophyta, Magnoliopsida, Brassicales, Brassicaceae.
AUGACGGAACCAAGCAUCACACCACUGAAACAAAUGCAAGUUUUGACUGCAAAUCCACAAGGGGAAGCUCAGAUAUUCCCAUGGCUGAUGUGGUAUGUGUGGAAAGCAAGGAAUAAUAAGUGUUUCAAUGCGAAAGACAUCUCUCCUCUGGAUACGAUUCAGUUAGCUAGACAGGAAGCAGAGACGUGGAGGAUUGCGCAAAUAGGAGAGAAACUGGAUGAGACAGCUGAUGAUAGGCAAACGGACCAACAGAGUAGAACCCGAGUUACGUAUGUCGCGGAUAAGAGAUUUAGGUGCCAAGUAGACAGCUCCUGGUCUGACAAGGACGACUGGAUGGGUAUGGGGUUCGUACGUACAGAAGGAGAAGUUGCGAUAUUGCACGGACAAAAGUGUGCCCCUCGUACACAAGCACCAAUAAACGCAGAAGCUAGUGGCCUUAUUUGA